AUGACCAAAUGGAAAUCCCCAAGUCCCUCAUGGCACAAAUUAAACUUUGAUGGGGAAGCCCACAAUAAUUGGCAAGCCAGAGGUGGUGUUAUAAGAGAUCAUCAGGAUGGUCUUAUCUCCACCUUCGUUGGAAGCUUGAGGAAUCAUACUGUCAACCAAGUUGAGAGAAUGGCCCUUUUAUGGGGAAUGAAGCUCGCCAUUGCUAUAGGUAUCAGACAAAUUGAAAUUGAAGGUGAUUCAAAAAUAAUUGUGGAGGUUGUCAGUGGAAGAACUGCGACGGGUUGGAAAGUGGAAGCAAUAUUGAGGGAUGUCAGAAUGCUACUAGCUAACCUUGACAGUUUCACUAUCUGCCAUAUUUACAGAGAAGAGAAUGCAGCUGCCAACUCCAUGGCUACUAUCAGCAUGUUGCAAGAAGGCUUACGGUGUUGGAGGAAUGUUGAUCCGCUGCCAGUGAUCACCAAGGAGAUCCUGGAGAGAGAAAGACUAGGUGUUAAAAAUGUUUCCCCCCCUCUGCUUUAG
Molecule: messenger RNA, 519 nt
Organism: Cryptomeria japonica (Japanese cedar)
Lineage: Eukaryota; Viridiplantae; Streptophyta; Pinopsida; Cupressales; Cupressaceae
Exons: 1
Coding region: 1-519 (172 amino acids)
Molecular function (GO): nucleic acid binding; RNA-DNA hybrid ribonuclease activity
Source: RefSeq, a predicted model, not a curated record